Messenger RNA from Cladophialophora psammophila CBS 110553, 1740 nucleotides. Its product is annotated as phosphate-repressible phosphate permease. Gene Ontology annotation, biological process: phosphate ion transmembrane transport. Bases 1 to 1740 code for a protein of 579 amino acids. The record is from RefSeq and is a predicted model, not a curated record. Lineage: Eukaryota; Fungi; Ascomycota; Eurotiomycetes; Chaetothyriales; Herpotrichiellaceae. The transcript has 6 exons. Gene Ontology annotation, cellular component: membrane.
AUGGCUCUCCAUCAAUUUGACUACAUUUUUGCUAUUGGAACCAUCUUUGCAUUCCUUGACGCAUGGAAUAUCGGCGCAAACGAUGUCGCCAACUCCUUUGCGACGUCAGUUUCGUCCCGAUCCUUGACCCAUCUACAAGCGAUGAUGAUUGCCUCGGUCAUGGAAUUUGCUGGCAGUAUGGGAGUGGGUGCUCGUGUCGCUGACACGAUUCGAACCAAGAUUAUUGAUGUGGACCGCUUCGAGGAGAACCCAGCUCUGUUAAUGUUGGGCAUGGCUUGUGCUGUCGUGGCGUCGUCGACCUACCUCACUGUUGCGACCAAGCUCGGUAUGCCAGUAUCCACAACGCAUUCCAUCAUGGGAGGCGUGAUCGGCAUGGGAAUUGCAUUAGUUGGCGCCGACGGUGUCAUAUGGUGGGGAGGGGACGUCAACUCGGGUGUGGUCCAAGUCUUUCUUGCCUGGGUUUUAGCUCCUCUCAUCGCAGGAAGCUUUGGAUCUAUUAUCUUCCUUAUCACUAAGUUUGGGGUCAUGCAAGGCCGAAAUCCACUUAUGAGAGCCUUGGCCAGUAUCCCAAUCUAUUUUGGUAUCACCUCAGCCCUUCUCACCAUGCUUAUUGUCUGGAAAGGAGGAUCUUCCAGAAUAUCCAUCAGUGACUCCGAAACUGUUGGCAUCAUCAUCGGCGUCGGGGCGGCGGUUGCCGCGAUCAUGGCCACCUUCUUCCUCCCGUGGCUGUAUCGGAAACUCUGGAAGAACGACUGGGAACUCAAAUAUUACCACAUCAUUGAGGGCCCGCUUCUGCUGUGGCGAGCCGAGCCGCCGCCUGCACCUGAGGGCUAUUCUGCUGUGAGAGACUAUUACGAGGGUCAUAAGACUAUGGAAGAACUCGAAGCGCAUCGGGCUGACGGUAGCCUCCAAGACAAAUCUGAAGAUCCAGAACACAACGGCGAGCUCGACAAAGGAAAUGGAAUUACUACUUCCGGCGAAAAAGGUUCAAGCUCGCGCGAUAUAACACCUCAGUCUUCAUCGGAGACACAACAUAUCAAAAUUGUUGGACCUCGACCGGAAGGAAAGAAUACCCACCCCAGGGUUCUCUUCUGGCACUUUAAGCGUUACUUCUUCCGAGGUAUUGAGAAGGACGUGGUUGCCCUUCAGAGCAAGCGUAACAUCUUGUCUGGGGAUCUUGAUUUGAUGCACGCCCGUGCUACCCACUACGACAACAAGGCCGAGUACUUGUACUCGUUCCUGCAAGUGAUGACUGCGGCUACAGCAUCGUUCACUCAUGGUGCAAAUGAUGUUUCCAACGCCAUUGGCCCGUACGCAUCCAUAUACUACAUCUGGUCUACUGCUCAGCUUAAGUCUAAGAGCCCCGUACCCUAUUGGAUUCUGGCUUUCGGUGGCGCUGCCAUUGUCAUUGGUCUCUGGACGUACGGCUACAACAUCAUGCGCAAUCUUGGAAACCGUAUUACUCUUCACUCGCCAUCCCGAGGUUUCUCGAUGGAAUUGGGCUCUGCCAUCACUGUCAUUAUGGCUACGAAGUUGAAGCUCCCAAUAUCCACCACACAAUGCAUCUCUGGAGCCACUGUUGGCGUUGGUCUGUGCAGCGGAACAUGGAGGACCAUUAACUGGCGUAUGGUUGCCUGGAUCUACUUCGGAUGGAUCAUUACUCUCCCUGUCACUGGCAUAAUCAGUGGUUGCAUUGCGGGAAUUAUUAUCAAUGCUCCUAGAUGGGGCCUGUCGCUGUAG